Molecule: messenger RNA, 726 nt
Organism: Pipistrellus nathusii (Nathusius's pipistrelle)
Lineage: Eukaryota; Metazoa; Chordata; Mammalia; Chiroptera; Vespertilionidae
Source: the annotation of a GenBank genome assembly
AUGGAGGAGACAGUGGUGCGGCCCUCGGUGUUCGUGGUGGACGGACAGACGGACAUCCCGUUCAGGAAGCUGGAGCGCAAGCCCCGGAGACAGGCUUGCAGUGCUGCCCGGCUGAGUCUGGUCCUCCUUCUGCUGCUGCUCGUGGCCGGGCUGGCCCUACAAGGGUGGUUUCUGCUGCACCUGCACUGGCGCCUGGGACAAAUAGUCACCUCAUUGCCGGAGAGAGAUACAGGAUCCUGGGAGCAGCUGACGCCAGAGGCAAGGUCCCACAAGGCGAACCCGGCAGCACAUCUGACAGGGGCCAACUUCAGCUUGACCAGCAGUGGGGGCCCGCUGCUAUGGGAGUCAAAGCUGGGCCUGGCCUUCUUGAGGAACCUCCACUACCAAGAGGGUGCCCUGGUGAUUGUCCAAGCCGGCUACUAUUACAUCUACUCCAAGGUGCAGCUAGGGGGAGUGGGCUGCCCAAAGGGGCUGGCCAGAGGCCUGCCCAUCACCCACGGCCUCUACAAGCGCACACCCCGCUAUCCCGAGGAGCUGGAGCUGCUGGUCAGCAGGCAGUCACCCUGUGAGCAAGGGACCGACUCCCGCGUCUGGUGGGACAGCAGCUUCCUGGGCGGCGUGGUGCACCUGGACGCAGGGGAGGAGGUGGUCGUUCGGGUGCUGGAGGAGCGCCUGAUCCGGCUUCGGGAUGGUACACGCUCCUACUUCGGGGCCUUCAUGGUGUGA